AUGAAAAGGCAGGCUACAACAUCAGAAGCAUCAUCUCGACCAUUGACAGACAAACGAGUAUCUAGGUCCACCUUUUAUGUCAGCGAUAAUGAUAUCUAUUCUGUAUCGGAUAGACUCGUUUUGUACAAACCUUCGGCCUAUAGCGAUACCAUUAUUCGUGGAGCUCCCUCUGAGGUGUUUAAAGUCGUUCCCAAUCUGCCUUUGGAUUUUGAGAUCAAUCAAGACGUUGGUGUAUUAGUGCGUACUAUAGAUGAAUAUAUGAAACAGCCAAGUCAAACCAUCCAAGAAGGAAAACUGAAGGACGGAAAGAAUUACUCUGUGUGUGUGUUUUUAGUUGUGAUGACAAAUCCAAACGUUGCAUCUACAAUCGUGAAUGAGCUCUCAGCGAAAUGUGUCUUCAGCUGCUUCACUCUGAUUCUGUGUAAUUCUUUUAUUGAAGCAGGACAGUACAUUGGCUGUUUUAAGGCUUAUGAGAAACGAGGAGGAGAAAUCAUUCAGAAGUAUGUGAAGAAUGAUCUCUUUUCCCAAGCUUCAAAUGUUCUCACCAGUAUUAAUGGGAUAAAUAAAGAUAACGUUGUUUCCCUCACGAGCCGAUUUAAAACGAUGUCUGAUAUUAUAACUGCAAAUAUUGACGAUCUUUCUGAACUCUCCGGAAUGGGAGACAAACGUGUUUUGAGUAUAUAUCGAGCGUUUCAACAAGAAGAACAAGAACAAGAAGACCCAGAUGAAAUUAGAUAA
Molecule: messenger RNA, 738 nt
Organism: Blastocystis hominis
Lineage: Eukaryota; Bigyra; Opalinata; Blastocystidae
Exons: 5
Coding region: 1-738 (245 amino acids)
Biological process (GO): nucleotide-excision repair; UV-damage excision repair; mitotic recombination
Cellular component (GO): nucleotide-excision repair factor 1 complex; ERCC4-ERCC1 complex; nucleus
Molecular function (GO): damaged DNA binding; single-stranded DNA binding
Source: RefSeq, a predicted model, not a curated record